Messenger RNA from Pseudocercospora fijiensis CIRAD86, 3162 nucleotides. RefSeq lists its product as uncharacterized. The transcript is spliced from 23 exons. Bases 1 to 3162 code for a protein of 1053 amino acids. The record is from RefSeq and is a predicted model, not a curated record. NCBI's taxonomy places the organism in Eukaryota, Fungi, Ascomycota, Dothideomycetes, Mycosphaerellales, Mycosphaerellaceae.
AUGCACAUCGGCAGACGUCGUAUUGUAGCGCGCAAUGGCCUAUUCGUGAUUCCAGCGGCUCGACUUUGGCGAUCAUGUCGGGGGAGUAGUACGUACAGCGUGCAGGCACCCGUCUGGUUGGACAGCUCGGUAGUGGGCAUCGUAGAUCAGGCCGUCCGUCUUGUUCGCAGAUGUGUUGCCACGGGAUCGUUGGUUGGCAAAGGGCCUGCUCGAGCUCGAGAGCCGCGGGGAAGUUCGGCACUCGAAGCCGAGCAAGGCUCAGCAAGCUUCCAAACAUCAACGCCCACAGCCCGCACUUGUCGCGAUCUCAAAGCCCGAGCUCGCGAUCUGAAGCUUGACACUCUCAAGAUGAGCGAGCCUCGCCCUCCCUCGCGCGCCUCCACCGACGCCGGCGCCAACCGGUGCAGUCCUGGAUGGCUUUGGCGCACGAUCAUGUCACUGAAGGACACCUGCAUAAUCGGCGCUGCGCCCUCAACGCCAACGCUAGAAUCUGAUACCACGGUCUUCAGAUUAUUCGAUCUUCCUCGAAUGCUUGGUCACAACAUCUAUGGUUUUUUGGCUCAUAGAGAGGUAGGUGGUGUUGUCGCUCAGGAAAAGGGAGUCAUAGGUGCAUUUGAGAGCGUACGAGUUUUGCAGCAUUUGUGGGCGUUCAGCAGAACCAUAGGCCAGACGAAGAAUAGAGCACUCUCAGUUACCCAGCACAUCUCAGUUAUUCGUGAUCAUCAGAUCCCCAGCAGAAUCAGCAGUCUACAGCAUAACAGUACUCAGUCAGCACAGAGAUCUAGCAUUGCCCACGGUGGCCGACCACACGAACCCAACGACUUCCGAUACAAGCGCGUUCGAUCCGACACGCCCAGCACGUCCCUAGAACCUUCGCAAGGCAUAGAAAGAGCACGAGGGAAAACCCGGGCAGCGGGAGGCUCGCCUCGUGUGGUUGCAGGCUGCGCUGGAUGCACAGAAGUUCAGCUUCGUGGCACCGCAUACGCACACGCGCAUAGACGCGAAAAACAUCUGAGCGACACAGAAGAUCUGGUUACCUCAUACACCGCUCUCGGGCAAGGCGAAGAAGAAGCUCCCACGAGCCUUGCGGCCACCGCGUCGGAAAGUGACAGUGGUCGGUCGCCAGAGGAAGAAUCACGGACUGGACAGCUGGAUGACAGCCCUACAAAGCGCUUCCCCUCGAGUCCUCUAUCACCUGGAGGGCGACCGUCGUUCCACGCUCCCCAUCCGCCCAUGAAAGAACUCGACAGGCACACCGAUCGCUACUCCGCAGAGACCACCAAGACCUGCACCAGCGUCUUCGGAGUCCUCAGUAACAACACGAUCAUCCCGCACAAGCACAAGCACCAUGGGGAUGGCGGACCAACAGCCACCGACCUCUCGGCAUUACAGCUUUCGAAUAAUUGCAGACGAUGGAUCAGCAGGUUCAGUAGGCAACAAAAGAUCGUAUCUUCAACGACGAAGAGCUGGCUUGAGGACUUCCACAUGAUGCUUACUUGGCAAUGGACACUGGUACUGCGAUGUCCGGUCCGAUUGAAGAAGACGUCUGUGCCCAAGCUACAUACCCUGGCAAAUCGCGAGCACCGAAGAACAAUGGCACCGCCAUGCGCGAAUUGGCAACCAUCGAAUGAGGUGAAAACGAAGCUGUCGAAGAACACCAUGUCCGUGUGCUUGGGUUGUUGCGCAGCUCCCGCACCACGGGUGCCACAAACUCGGCCUGAUGGACAAGAGAAAGCUGCUGAACUGAAGUCAUGCAGAACGCUGAAGAGUGCCAUCGGGCUCGGCAAUGAGAUUGCGGAACACGAGGGGCUCACCAUAGCACGACAAUCCACAGUCACUGUCUUGAGGCGUCAUGUAGAAGCUCCAGUCUACUUCCAGCCGCAGCCAUCGACAUUUCAGCCAAACAGGCACCAUCAGGUCUUCUCGCCUCCGCCUAGCAUGACACCCCCGCACAGCAGCAGCGGCAUCGGCCACCCCCGCAACGAUUACCAUGACAGUACACGACUUCGCAGGACACCUUCCGGCCAGCACGCCAACCAGGGAGCCAAUUUGGAUUUCCACAAUGCCCGAACUUCGAUCCAACGCACUCUGGCUAUAAGAUUGUCAAUGGAGCGCCCUUGUACCGGCAUAGCUGGGAAAUCCUUUGAGCGCGAUAUGCAGGAAUCGAGGCCGUUCGGGUACCGAGUGAACAUGCAUUGGAUUGCCUGGGGACCAGACACGUUUUCUGUAUCCUUGGCGAGGGAGCGGAACAAUGCCUAUCAUCAGAACAACUCAAUCAAUCGGCCACCCAUGAAUGACCAGCAGCCUCCGCAGACGCCACGGGCACCUGGCAUGCAGCCAGACUCCGCGAGAAUGCAGAACAAAAGUCACAAUGCGUCGCUCCUUAUGGCAGAGUCACCAGACGAGACACCUGCAUCACCAGCCAUAAUGAUUGAUGAAGAGAUAUCAGAUGCAGCGCGAGGCGUAGAGCAACGCCCGAUCAAGGAACUCAGGCGAAAUCAUCCAAUGAAGCCGAUCAAAGCCAUGUUCCAUUCAGCGCCUCCAGAUGCAGCCAACCUCCCAGAGCAGGUCGAGGUCAAGCUACCAUUGACUUGGCUUCGACGAGCGGUUGAGCGACGAGACCAGGCGCUUGUCCUCGCAGCCGCGCUUUCGUGGGCCAAAACAAAGGAGAAGUCCUUGGAAGUCAUCACUGAGGGCACUGGAUGGGGACCCCCAGCCGCACCAGAAGAGCCGGCCGGGCAGCGAUACGAUCCUAAUUAUGUGUUUGCUGUCCAAGCGCCACAAGCUCAGUCUGUGAGCACUGGAUAUCUUGCACCACACGAGCGGAUACUGCAAGCCCACGUCAAUGCCACUGAGACGAAGAAGCAGGAUCCAACGAACAACGCGGACAGCAGCCAGAACCUCCUCUCUGCUAAGAAGCUUAGAAAACCGGACAGCACUCGUUUCGCAGCUGGCGCCAAUAAAAUCAGCAGUGCAGUGCACUCGUUCAUGACCCGCUUUCAGAACAGACUGUGCAAGGACAACGCGUCUGCGUUCCGGCAUCCAUUUGGCUCAGGCACCAAAGGGAAGACGAGCACGCCGCAGCGAUUCUUGACAGGCCGUAGCCGCAGACCAACGGUUCCGACAUCAAGCUCAUCUAUCCGCACCUCCGCCAGGCGCUAG